This is a messenger RNA of Penicillium coprophilum, 192 nucleotides long. RefSeq lists its product as uncharacterized. NCBI's taxonomy places the organism in Eukaryota, Fungi, Ascomycota, Eurotiomycetes, Eurotiales, Aspergillaceae. Bases 1 to 192 code for a protein of 63 amino acids. The transcript has 2 exons. The record is from RefSeq and is a predicted model, not a curated record.
AUGUCUGGCUCCGAGUUAACCGCUGUGCUCGCCUACGCUAAAAGCAUCGACAAAGUCAUGUACCUCGGUGGUGCUGUCAGUAUCUCCGUCUGGACUUGGAAGGACAUCCGGAAGGUCAAGGAGCUUCAGGUCAUCACUGACAAAUCUCCUGACAGCGGUGAUAGAGAGUCGGCAGUGGUCGGCGAAAAGUAA